Molecule: messenger RNA, 1743 nt
Organism: Adineta steineri
Lineage: Eukaryota; Metazoa; Rotifera; Eurotatoria; Adinetida; Adinetidae
Source: the annotation of a GenBank genome assembly
AUGAUCAUCCGACAACAAAUAGAAAUUUUAUUCUUCUUCAUAUUUAUUACUAUAACAUAUGAAGCAAAAUCUGAAAUUGAUUAUUAUCGAUAUUUACAACAAUUUGGUUAUACACCAAAAGUUGAAGGUCGAAGACUUUUUUCUGUAGUAGCUAAACCAUCCUAUACAGAUGGAAUUCGUAAAUUUCAACGUCUCUAUAAAUUACCGGAAACGGGAGAAUUCGAUAAGAAAACAAUGAAUUUUAUGCAAAGACCACGAUGUGGAAAUCCUGAUCUUGGUACUUAUGAAUCUGUUAGACAUCCAAUAAAUAUUGAUGCACCUCAAGCUUUAUCUACGAAUGUUCAAGGACGAUCAGGAAAAGAGACUACAUCUGUUUGGCCAAAAAAACAUUUAAAAUGGUUUAUUGAAUAUUAUCCUGAACUACAAAAACUUAUUCGAUCAAAUGAUCAAAUACGUCGUAUAUUCAAUCAAUCAUUUUAUGAUUGGGAAAAGUAUUCUGAUCUUAAAUUUGAAAUGGCUAAAAAUAAAUAUGAAGCUGAUUUUCAUAUAGGAUUUCAUUCAGGAAAUCAUAGUGAUGGUUAUCCAUUUGAUGGACCAGAUCAAACAUUAGCACAUGCUUUUUAUCCAACAAGUGGUGAGAUACAUUUUGAUGAUGAUGAAAAAUUUACAGAUAAUUAUCAUAAUGAAAAUGAAAAUUAUAUAUUAAGAUCUGUUGCUACACAUGAAAUAGGACAUGCACUUGGUUUAUCACAUUCAUUCGAUGAAGAUUCAGUUAUGUAUCCUGUUUAUAAAGAAAUUAAUUCAACUUUUCAUUUAUCAACUAGUGAUCAACAAGAUAUACAACUUUUAUAUGGAAAACCAGAAAUAAAACCUACAAUUGAACAAUCAAGAACAACUCUAUCACCAUCAGUAACAUCAAGAUAUUCGUAUGAUAUAAUACCAACUGAUAACUGGUGUUCUGGAGAAUUUCAGACGGGUUGUGAAGGUCCCGAUGGUGAACUUUAUCUAUUUAAAGAUAAUCAAGUAUGGAGAUAUCAAGCUAAAAGAAAACGUUCAUGGGAUCCACAACCAACAUUAAUUAGCGAACGUUUUCCACCACUUUCCGAUAUUACUAUAACAGCUUGUGUUAAAUCAUCACUUGGUUAUACAUAUUUAUUUCGUAAUUAUCGUAUGUGGAAAUUAAAAACACAUUGGUCUGCUGAUGGACCACAUAUAUUACAUGGUAGACAUUAUCCGCAAAGUCCACGUAUAGCUUUACUACAUCAAGAUUCAAUUUAUUUAGUCCGUAAUCGUUUUGUAUAUCGUUUGAAUGAAUUUGAUUAUGAUAGUGAAUUAGAAAUUCGUAAUAUUAAUACAAUACUUAAUCCACCACCAGAUGAAUUUAUACGAUCUGGUUUUACAUAUGCUAAACAUCAUUAUAUAUUUACAAAAAAAUAUGUUUAUGUUUAUGAUGCAAUGUAUGGAAAUUUACUACGAGAUUACCCAAAAUCUAUAACCAAUGGUUGGUUUGCAUGUGAAGCAGCAACACAAACAUCAAAUUGGAAAAAGAAAUUAACAUCAACAAUACGACCAUUACCAACAAAAUCAUUUCAAAAACAUCAUCAUGAUCAUGACGAUGAAGACGAUCACCAUUUUGAUCAUCAUCAUCACCAUCAUCAUCAUCAUCGACCACGACGACCGUGGUCUCAUCGUCAGCAUCAUCCUCCUCCUCCUAAUGAAUAUCGUCGUCGUUGGGAAGAUUAA